Molecule: messenger RNA, 1623 nt
Organism: Apaloderma vittatum (bar-tailed trogon)
Lineage: Eukaryota; Metazoa; Chordata; Aves; Trogoniformes; Trogonidae
Product: arginyl aminopeptidase-like 1
Biological process (GO): proteolysis
Molecular function (GO): metalloaminopeptidase activity; zinc ion binding
Source: RefSeq, a predicted model, not a curated record
AUGUUUCAACAGAUCUGGUGGCUGGAUCCCGAACUGACGUACGGCAACGCCAAGCCUUUUGUCUUCACCCAGGGUCACUCAGUGUGUAACCGCCCUUUCUUACCCUGCUUUGACACACCAGCAGUGAAAUGCACCUACUCAGCCACUGUCAAGGCUCCAGCGGGCAUACAGGUGUUGAUGAGUGCCACCCAAAGUACCUACUUGGAAGAGGAAGGUGUAUAUCAGUUUUACAUGGAAUAUCCAGUUCCUGCCUACCUAGUGGCCCUGGUGGCAGGAGACCUUACACAUGCAGACAUAGGUCCAAGGAGCAGAGUGUGGGCAGAGCCUUGCCUGCUGCCAACAGCCAUCAGCAAGCUUUCUGGCAUUGUUGAGCGCUGGUUGACUGCUGCAGAGAGUCUGUAUGGCCCAUACAUAUGGGGAAGAUACGACAUUGUUUUUCUUCCUCCAUCCUUCCCUAUUGUUGCCAUGGAAAACCCCUGCCUGACCUUCAUCAUCUCUUCCAUUCUGGAGAGCGAUGAGUUUUUGAUCAUUGACGUCAUUCACGAAGUUGCCCACAGCUGGUUUGGAAACGCAGUCACCAACGCUACAUGGGAGGAGAUGUGGCUGAGCGAGGGGCUGGCCACCUACGCCCAACGCCGGAUCACCACCGAGACCUACGGAGCUGCCUUCACAUGUUUGGAGACUGCAUUUCGCCUCGACGCUCUCCACAGACAGAUGAAGCUCCUUGGAGAAGACAACCCGGUCAGCAAGCUUCAGGUUAAACUGGAGCCAGGUGUAAAUCCUAGUAAUUUAAUGAACCUCUUCACCUAUGAGAAAGGCUAUUGUUUUGUUUACUACCUGUCCCAGCUCUGUGGUGACCCAAGACACUUUGACUCCUUCCUAAGAGCCUACAUUGAGAAGUACAAAUUUACCAGCGUUGUGGCUCAAGAUCUUCUGGAUUCCUUCCUGAAUUUUUUUCCAGAGCUGAAAGAGCAAUGUGUUGAAAGCAAAGCAGGACUGGAGUUUGAACGUUGGCUCAAUGCUACAGGACCUCCAUUAGCUGAGCCAGACUUAUCUCAGGGAUCCAGUCUGACCAGACCAGUGGAAAAGUCCACAGAGCCGCUGGACUUUGCUGCUGCUGCCAGCAGUGCUGACCUCACCAAAUGGAGAACGUUCCAAACCGUGCUUUUCUUGGACAGAUUGCUGGAUGGGUCACCACUGCCACACGAGGUGAUCAAAAAGCUUUCGGAAUGUUACUCCUCUCAGCUGGACUCCAUGAACGCAGAAAUCCGUAUCCGCUGGUUGCAGAUUGUAGUCCGAAAUGACUAUUAUCCAGACCUUUACAAAGUCCGUCGCUUCUUGGAAAACCAGAUGUCUCGGAUGUACACAAUUCCACUUUAUGAGGACCUUUGCACUGGCACCCUCAAGUCUUUUGCCUUAGAAAUUUUUUACCAGACCCAAAACCAGCUGCAUCCCAAUUUGCGGAAAACCAUCCAACAGAUCUUAUCGCAGGGCUUGAAUCCCCUUCCUGCCAUAGACACUACAGCGGUUGCUACAGACACACCGGCCAUGGUGCUUGAGGACAAAGUCUCAGAACCCACAAAUGGUGCCAUUUCACUCAGGGAUGUUAAUGUGUCUGCUUAG